AGUUGAAGCACUGCCUGUUAUUUUUCUAACAUACGGCUAUAGAGGUGAGAUUGGCGAACAAAUUAAAGCAUUGACCUAAAGCCAAAAGAAGGAGCUUAUUGCAUCUCAUUAUGGCGUCAAACUACGAUGAUUCGACUGAUCGCUUCAUGCGGGAGUACGCUAAAAUACGAGACAAAUGCUUACGCGAGUGCAUUCCCGCCACCAGAUUGUAUUCGGAGCUAAGACCCAUAGAGAUUCGUUGUAUAAAAUACUUUGUGGUUAAUGGCCUACGGGAAGCAGAGAAGGCAAAAAUCAAAAAAAUCGGGAGAAUCAGAGAACAAAUCUACAUGGGGUGUGUCUUAAUCACACUUCUGUUUGGAAUAAUGUGUAAACUGUAUUCUCUGCAGUGUUUUUUUAAAAAAAAGUGUACUACUAAAAUUUGUUCCCAGAAUUUUUGUGACGUAAUUAUCCUUAUGCAUAGACGUUUUAGCAUUCUCGUAGAGAAAAAAGAAUUGUUCCUUCAAAAUAUAACACCUUGGAAAAUGUAACAAUUAUCAAUAAAUGUUACUUGA
Molecule: messenger RNA, 551 nt
Organism: Schistocerca gregaria
Lineage: Eukaryota; Metazoa; Arthropoda; Insecta; Orthoptera; Acrididae
Exons: 3
Coding region: 111-527 (138 amino acids)
Source: RefSeq, a predicted model, not a curated record